UCUCGUUUUGCGUAGACCCACUCAUUGGAGGUUGACGCUGCUGUCCGCUCUCUGCGGGCAGUCAGGUGUAAUGGAGACACCGGAGCGCUGGAUUUGAGCAGCAGCCGUGUUAUCCAUUGGACUGUGAGGAUCCGUAACUGCACUCUGCAGGUUACAGGUAUAAGUUGUAUUCUGGAUGGGUGAUGGACAGAAACGCCGACCAGUUACAAGAUGCUGGCUCGUAACCGCUUCCUUCUUCUGGUGGUGGUGGGCGGGGCGGCGCUGGCUGUCCUCAGUUUCAGCCUCCAGUUUUUGAACCUGAUUUCCACCACUCCCAUGCUGGAUGAGCAACCUGUCCAGGCUGUAGAUGGAGGUUUCAGGGCUUUUCAGGGGAAAAGCAGAAAGCGAGUCUUUCCUGUGCAUCACACCCAAGAGCCCGAUCCCAUAUUUGAAGCCUACAGCUACUGUAACACCCCCAACCACACCGAACAAGCCUGGGAAGGUCACAGUCCUGCAGACUACAAGCUGCUGUCUGUUCAUGUGAUGAUUCGGCAUGGAGACCGGUACCCUCUCUACUCCAUCCCAAAGACCAAACGCCCCAGCAUCGACUGCACCCUGUCUGCCAGCAGACAGCCUUCCCACCCUCUGCUGAACCCCUUUAUUAAUCACAUGGACCAGGGGACCCGUGGCCACUGGGAGUCACCGCUGGGUUCCAUUUCACGUCUCCCCAACCACAGUGUCUGCGAGAUGGGAGAACUCACACAGACAGGUGUUGUGCAGCACCUUCGCAACGGGCAGCUCCUCCAUCAUGCGUACAAGCAUCACAGUCUGCUCCCCUCUGAUUGGUCACCUCGUCAGGUUUGGAUGGAGAGUACAGGGAAAAGCCGAACCCUCCAAAGCGGAAUGGCCUUUCUCUACGGCUUCCUCCCCAAUUUUGAUUGGACUAAAGUGACAGUGCGCCAUCAGUGGAGCACAUUGUUCUGUGGCUCAGCGUGCGAGUGCCCUGCCAGGAACAGAUACUUGGAGGAAGAGCAGAGGAGGCAGUAUCGGCUCAGAGUGGCGGACUCCAACCUGGAGAGGACUUACGUAGAGAUGGCACGCACUUUAGGUGUUCUCACUCGCCAGCUCCGUGCAGCAAACCCUAUAGACUCACUGCUUUGCCACCUGUGUCACAGCCUUUCUUUUCCAUGUGUUCUCAGUGGCAAUAGCGGUGCUGAUGGGUGCCUGACCAUGGCACAGUUUGCGGUAAUUCGUCAACAGCAGCUGGACGAUGAGGUAGAUAGAAGAAGAGUUGGAGUUUACCGUAAAUACGCCAUCCUAGCUAUGUACCCCUACCUUAACAGAACUGCUAACAAGAUGGAACGAGUUGCAAAGGCCACCGAGGCAGGUCGACAGCCUCGUCUAAAUGGAGAGGAGGUCUUCACCCUUUCUUCAGGUCAUGAUGUCACCAUGGCCCCAUUGCUUAGCGCCCUGGGACUAGAGGAGGCCAAGUUUCCUCGCUUUGCAGCAAGAAUAGUCUUUGAAAUGUGGAAAAGCCCACAUACAACACAAGGCCAGGCGAAAAACAGAGCAGGAAAAGGUGAGAGGUCAAAAUCAAAUUCGAAAGAUGGGGAAGUGUUCAUCAGAGUGCUGUACAAUGGUGAAGAUGUGACAUUUCACACCGCUUUCUGUCGUUCUAACGAGCGUCACAUCAGCCAGCUGCUCUGCCCUCUGAAAAACUUCCUAACCUUUGUCAGGAAGGACAUGUUCACUAUUGUCAAUGCUACUUCCUACAAGGAAGCAUGCUACAAGCAGUCAGGCUGACAGCUGGAGAGCAAGGUCGCAGAGUAGGGACGCUUGGUCAUCAGGUGGUUGUGAUUCCCUAGAUUUUUAAGUUUAGGAGAAGGUGCUCUUUAAUGCCACUCAUGAUAUCUGGCAUGUUUCGGAAAAUGUUUCUCCACAUUCCCACACGAGAGUGACAAAUAUGCGCAAUCAUUUAUUUGAGACAUUCACUUCUGAUCAUCUUUUAAUCUUCGUCUAAUCAGCUCUUGUGUGAUUUUUGUUUACUGAGAACUCCUCUAAUUGAUACCUCAAGGAAAAUUGAAUGGCACUUUAUUCUUUUAUUCUGUAACUGAAGGGAAUUAUAAAUUUUCUUCAUGGCCAAGUAAAGGCAAGUGAGAAGGGGUAAUGAAAAUACAGACACAGUGCUGGAAUAAUAAUUACUUGGGAAUAUUUUGUAUGAUGCAUCCUUUUAAAGAGCAUUUGCAUAAUUAAUUAAACUCAAUUAAACUUGAGUUACUUUGUUUUCCUGUGAGUUUGUAGCUCAACAUCAAUGUGGCUCUACUUGACUGCGGUACUUUCUCUGUGUAUUUUUUCUAAUCAUCUGAUGACAUUCCAGAUUAAGUGAACUUUUGCUUCAUUAUUUGUAAAUCUAAUGUUGGUUCAUUUUAAUCAAACAUUUCUACCCAUUGAAAUAAACGUCAUGUUUCCUGUAA
Molecule: messenger RNA, 2453 nt
Organism: Girardinichthys multiradiatus
Lineage: Eukaryota; Metazoa; Chordata; Actinopteri; Cyprinodontiformes; Goodeidae
Gene: pxylp1
Product: 2-phosphoxylose phosphatase 1
Exons: 6
Coding region: 211-1782 (523 amino acids)
Biological process (GO): chondroitin sulfate proteoglycan biosynthetic process; dephosphorylation; glycosaminoglycan biosynthetic process
Cellular component (GO): Golgi apparatus
Molecular function (GO): phosphatase activity
Source: RefSeq, a predicted model, not a curated record